AUGUCGAAUACGAUGGAAGUGUCACGACCGAGGCGCUAUUUUGCUUUGCACUAUAUACUAUUACGAUUUUUGGGCCUCGGCUGGUGGCAUCAUCCGGACGAGAAUGACACGCGAAACUUUCGUGGCUGGUACCUUUACUACUCCAUAGCAACGGAACUUCUUUGGGUGGUGGGUUUUGUUGGGCUCGAGACGAUAGACCCCUUCAUCGGUGAGAAGGAUUUGGACAGGUUCAUGUUUAGCCUAGCCUUCGUGAUCACACACGACCUGACAGUUAUAAAGCUAGGAAUAUUCUUCUUGAAGAAUCGUGAAAUUCAAGACAUUGUACGCACUUUAGAGUUAGAUUUGAAAGCAUACUAUCAGAACGACACGUUGAUUCGGCGCACUAUUAAAAUCACUAGGAUUAUGACGGCUGCCUUCGUUUUCUUUGGAUGGAUAACAAUAGGUAACGCCAACGUUUAUGGAAUAAUACAAGAUAUUCGCUGGAAGAGGGACGUCUCACAGUUAAACGAUUCUGCUACUAAACCACCGAGAACCCUACCGCAGCCCAUCUAUAUACCAUGGCGAUAUCAAACAGAAAGUUGUGUGGAAAAAUUCUCGUCGACUUAUUCCUACGGCUUCAUGACUCAACUGAUGUCUAGCAUGGCGGCAAUUUGCGUCGUAAUGGUACAAGUUUCGGCAAAUCAAGUGGCGGAGGCCGUUAUGCAAUGCAAAUGGGAGCGUAUGCCGCCGCGGCUUCGUGCACUGCUCAUUAUGACCAUGAUACGUGCCCAAAGACCCCUGCGCCUCACUGCCGCAGGCUUCGCUAACAUGGACAAUGACUGCUUUCUGUCGGUAAGCGAAUGGUUACACCACUAUGCCGCGAAUCCCGUC
Messenger RNA from Iphiclides podalirius (scarce swallowtail), 870 nucleotides. The record is from the annotation of a GenBank genome assembly. NCBI's taxonomy places the organism in Eukaryota, Metazoa, Arthropoda, Insecta, Lepidoptera, Papilionidae.